Caenorhabditis auriculariae is the source of this 1884-nucleotide messenger RNA. Lineage: Eukaryota; Metazoa; Nematoda; Chromadorea; Rhabditida; Rhabditidae. The record is from the annotation of a GenBank genome assembly.
AUGAAGCCUCGUUUCCGAACUGAUAAGCUCGUGAUAAGGCCAAAUUUUGUUGCCUCUGUCCGUUUCCAAGCCAAAAAGACCAUGAUUUUCUCUAUUCUUCUUCUCGUCCCUCUAGUGGCCACUAAUCCCAUUUCGGAGCAGCUGGCCGUGCAGGAGAAACUCUCGUUGGAAUGCGCCGUUUGCCAGUUUUUCGGAUUCGCGACGGCGGCUCACACUGGAGCCACCAGAGAUGGUUUGGAAAUGUAGUCCGUUCACUGCUGGAUUGGGUCAAAAAUGACGGAAGAUGGGUAUAAACCAAGGGUUGAGCCCCGGGUGUCCUUUCGGACAGUUCUAAGCGAUCACUUAAGUGAAGUUGGGGUUAACUUGAGGUAGCACCAGUUUAAAAAUUUGGAAGUGAUCCCUAAAGGGGGCAAAGUCGAUAUAAGGGGACUAUCAGUUUUGUAAUCAAUCUUAGAGUUAAAAAGUUGAAAAUAAUCGAUUUACCCUUUUUUGAUAAUAAUUCAAAAAAAGCUCUUUUCCUAUAGGGACCACUAUGGAGUUCCUAAGUAUUAUAUAUCUUAACCUCCUGUUUUCCCACACUAUCUCAGUGAAUUGUGGUUCAUUCACCAUGAGUUUCAGGUGAUUAUAUAGGAAAAUAAUAAAAUUAGACGUUUUUUUAUUUAUUUUGACUCAAGCCAGCUUUGAAUGGUUUAGUCUAUUUAGAAUCUUUUAAAGGCGCAGGUAGUUUCCCUGAAGAAAAAAUGACCCCGCCCUGCGCCUUUAAAGGAUCAUUCAUUUCUUUAAAACUCAUAACUGAAUUUUCGAUUUUUGUUCAGUUUUUGAAUAUUUUUAGAACUUCCUAAUUUUUUUAGUUAAACAAUAUUUCAGCCUCUAUUACCCACUGCACCAGGUUCAGCGGUUGCAAAAGUCAACUAACUGAUUGUCAGGUUUUCUUAUUCAUAUAAACAUUUGAAGAAUAACAAUAUCCAGAUCGUCGCCGUGCUGUAUCCGGCGUUGAACGAGGUCGAGGACAAGUUCAAAAAUAUCAAAGUUAUCCUGAAAGAGGCGACCGAAAAGUGCGCACACGGUACAUUUUUCAAAGGAGCAUAGGGCGAAAUACAAAAAAAAGUCUCGAAGCGAAAACCACUUUCACCGUUUAUUUAACCUUAAACAUCCUAGCAAGAUUUUCUAAACUUUUAUAUUUUCUUUUUUCAGACGAAAAACACGUCGUGAUAAAUUCGAACGAUGCGAGCGUCCAAUGCACGAUUUGCGUGCUGGUUUAUGACGUCCUUCUGUAUUUCAAUACAGGUUUUUCGACUCUUUCAUUCAAUUUCAGGACAAGAAAUGAGAAGAAUAGAUGGGGGAGACUCCGGAGCAUUUUUUUUUGUCAUUAAGUUAAUUUAUAACAAAUCGCUGAAACAUGAAAGACAGGGUUUAAGAAUCAGUUCGGUGUGUGACGCUACUUUUUGAAUUAAAACAACGGAUUUUUUUCGGAUCGAUUAUGUAUUGAUUUCAAUGGUUUCAACCUACUGAAAACCGACUUUUUAUGGUCUCCUAAGGCUCUCUAGCAGCUCAGAAACUCAAAAACCUAUCAAAAAAGGGUUCAGUAACGAUUUAUACAGUAUCCUAGCAUAAAUUCUUCCAGGAAUCUGGCAAUCUCCGAUCAUUGGCGACUUCGUCAAUGCCCUGAGCGCCGCCUGCAUCAUCAUCAAUCAAAACUUUGUUCGCUAAAUUUUUAAAUUUACUUUAAUUUUCGAAAAUUCUCAGUGCGAAGUCCUGGAAACGACGGACGCGCUGGGCGCGAUUGUCCGCGGGAUCCAGGAUUCUCUGGGCAGUUUCUACGAUUUGAUCGCCGUCGGCGGAUUCGGUUGCCCUGCCUACCAGGAUCUUUUCGGCAAAUGUUAA